Molecule: messenger RNA, 1962 nt
Organism: Fraxinus pennsylvanica
Lineage: Eukaryota; Viridiplantae; Streptophyta; Magnoliopsida; Lamiales; Oleaceae
Source: the annotation of a GenBank genome assembly
AUGGAAAAAAAUCCUAGCUUUGUCAAAAAUGGCCAAUAUUUGUCCAGUCCAAGAAGCCCUCCUUCGGACACAAUUAAUGAUACAUUUUACCGACGUUCACGAUCACGAGAAACUAUGGAUGAUGAUUGGAAUCACGUUCAAAUUUCUCACGAUGUCGAUCAAUUCAUUACCACACUUUCUACCUUUGACGAUAAGUCAAAUCCACCCGAUGUUCCUGAUUAUGUCGAGACAUUUUCAAGAAUUGUUGAAUCAAGAAUCGAUAAAUAUAAUCAGAGCGAAAUCAACAGGAGAUUUGGCAAAAUGAUGGAAGAGGGCCAGUUUUUCAUAGAAGCUGUUACGCGCAUAUCGAAAUUAGCCAAUGCUUUCAGCAAGUUUCAACCAAGUGCGAGUACUUCCCCGGCCUUCAACCAGAUCAGCAUGGUGUUGCAACGUUCCAUGGCGUUUCUAGAGGAGGAAUUUCGUUCACUUUUAGAAGAUGGUAAAAACAAUUCUCAAUCGAAUUCCGGGAACUUUUUUAAAAAUUCGUCGUUUAAUUACAAGUAUCAAGAUCGAUCCAACCAAGGUGAGACGUCAAGUGGUGAUUUUCCGGGGUAUUCAUCGGAGGUGGUGACUAAAAUGAACAAGAUUGCUUCUACAAUGAUUUCUGCAGGAUAUGAAACAGAAUGCUGCCAAGUCUAUUCCGUUUCAAGAAGAAUUGCAUUCAAUGAACAAAUGAAAAAACUCGAAUUCGAAAAGAUUGAUAUGGAUGAUGUUCUCAAACUGCAAUGGGAAACCCUUGAAGGAGAAAUUUCCAGGUGGAUCAGAGUAGUUCAAACUUGCUCCGGUUCUCUCUUCCCCGGCGAAAAAAAGCUCGGCGAAUCCAUUUUCACCGGCCACCCUUUAAUCCGCCGGAGUCUUUUCACCAACCUUGCACGGGCCGUGGUGAUACAGCUUCUUGAUUUUGCAGAGGCAGUGUCAAUGGCUAAAAGAUCAGCUGAAAAGCUAUUCAAAUUCUUGGACGUGUACGAAACACUCCAGAAUCUUAUUCUGGCGAUUAAUGAUUCGUGUUCACAUGAAUGCGAGCAUGAAUUGACGUCCGAGAUCGCUGCCUCCGGCGACCGGAUUGGUGAAUCGGCGGUGAGCAUAUUCUGUGACCUGGAAAAUUCAAUCAAGAGCGAUGUUGCUAAAAGUCCUGUCCCUGGUGGCGCAGUGCACCCUCUAACUCGUUACGUUAUGAAUUAUCUGAAAUAUGCAUGCGAGUAUAAAGACACGCUUGAGAAGAUUUUUGAGAAACAUGCCAAGUUGGAAAAAUCUGUCCCAAUGUCUAGCAAUUUAUCAUCUAAUGAUAUAGAAAAAGAAAGUGAGAGCCCACAUAAUUUUGAGACCGUGGCAAUUACGACACCUUUUUCGAUACAAAUCGUGACAGUAGUCGACCUAUUGGAUGCAAACCUAGAGGCAAAAUCGAAGCUCUAUAGGGACCCUUCAUUGCGUUACAUUUUCUUGAUGAAUAAUGGUAGAUAUAUUCUUCAAAAAGUCAAGGGUUCAACCGAAGUCGGCCAAUUGAUGGGCGACACUUGGUGCCGGAGGAGAUCAACAGUGGUGAGACAUUUUCACAAAAAUUACCAAAGGGAGACAUGGAGUCGAAUUUUAUCAUGUUUAAGCCACGACGGAUUGCAAGUCAACGGUAAAAUCAACAAAUCAGUACUUAAAGAAAGGUUCAAGAUUUUCACUACAACUUUUGAUGAAAUACAUAGGACACAGAGCACGUGGGUUGUGAGCGAUGAACAACUUCAAUCAGAGCUUCAAGUUUCGAUUACGGCGAUCAUAAUCCCAGCGUACCGAUCAUUUUUAGGGAGAUUUAGGCAAUAUUUGGAUGGUGGAAAAGUUGACAAGUACAUAAAAUACCAACCUGAGGAUAUCGAGACAUUAAUCGAAGGCCUUUUUGAUGGUAAUCCAACAUCAAUGGGUAGGAGGAGAACGUAG